This is a messenger RNA of Didymosphaeria variabile, 531 nucleotides long. RefSeq names its product mitochondrial import receptor subunit tom20 (gene TOM20). The transcript is spliced from 3 exons. NCBI's taxonomy places the organism in Eukaryota, Fungi, Ascomycota, Dothideomycetes, Pleosporales, Didymosphaeriaceae. Bases 1 to 531 code for a protein of 176 amino acids. Gene Ontology annotation, biological process: protein import into mitochondrial matrix; protein targeting; tRNA import into mitochondrion. The record is from RefSeq and is a predicted model, not a curated record. Gene Ontology annotation, cellular component: mitochondrial outer membrane translocase complex; mitochondrial outer membrane. Gene Ontology annotation, molecular function: transmembrane protein transporter activity.
AUGUCGUCAUCAUCGCUAAAGCCCUCGACCAUCGCCGCCAUCAGCGUGGGCACCAUCGUGGCUGGCAUCGCCGCAUAUGCUGUAUACUUCGAUCACAAGCGACGGACAGACCCGGAAUUCCGCAAGCAGCUGAAGAAGGAGUCGAAGCGCCAGGCAAAGGCCGCAAAGGAGGAGGCUGAGGCGCACGGAAAGGAGCAGAAGAAGGCCAUCCGGGAAGCUGUCGAUCGCGCGAACGAGGAGGGCUUCCCCAAGGACCCCGAAGAGGUCGAGGCAUACUUCAUGCAGGAAGUCGCCCAGGGUGAGGGCAUGGUACAGUCGGGCGCAGACUCAGUCGAGGCAGCACUGUGCUUCUACCGCGCGCUGAAGGUCUACCCCAACCCCAGAGAGCUCAUCAACAUCUACGACAAGACAGUGCCUAAGCCUGUGCUCGACAUCCUCGCUGAGAUGAUCGCCGCCGACACUAGCAUUCCCGUGGGCUUGGGCAGCAGCAAAGCGCCGUCCGAGGCCGGUUCAGCUGGCGGCAUCGAAUAA